AUGCUGUCUCAAUACACUCUUUCGGCACUGGCGGUGCUGGCAUCGCUUGCCCAGCCUGCGGUCGCUCAAGUUUCGACGAAAUGUAAUCCGAUGAACACGACCUGUCCUGCCGACCCGGCUUUUGGCAUGGACUACAACUUCAACUUCAACUCUACUCCCUCGACUGAUGCCUGGGAAACCACUGUUGGCCCCGUUACGUACACCUCGGAUAAUGGCGCUGAAUUCACGAUUAGCAAGCAAGGCGACUCUCCGACAAUUCGAUCCAAGUUUUACUUCUUCUGGGGCCGUACUGAGAUCCACAUGAGGGCCGCCAAGGGAAAGGGUAUUGUGAGCUCUAUGAUGUGGCUCAGCGACACCUUGGACGAGGUUGAUUGGGAAUUCCUUGGAAUAAAGAACGACGCCUUGAGCAACUUUUUCGGCAAAGGUGUUCAGGACUGGCACAACGGUGCCGAGCACCCUGUGACGGGUAGCAUCCAGGACGACUUUCACAACUAUACCUGCGUGUGGACCAAGGAGAAGCUUGAGUGGUGGGUCGACGGCAACAACGUUCGCACUCUUCUCCCCAAGGACGCCAACAACUCCCUGGCCUAUCCCCAGACUCCCAUGCGCCUCAGUCUCGGUAUCUGGGCUGGUGGAGAUCCCCGCAUGGCUGCGGGUACUAGAGAAUGGGCUGGAGGUGACACCGACUACGCCGCCGGACCGUACACCAUGUAUGUCAAGUCUGCGCAGGUGACGGACUACAGCUCCGGAAAGGAGUACUCUUUUGGAGACAAGACGGGCUCCUGGGAGAGCAUCAAAAUUGCUGCCGGCAACUCAACUGUCAAGGAAGCUCUUCUGGAAGAACCUAGCAAGUCUGUGAGCGAAAAGUUCAACGAGCUCAGCCCAACCGCCAAAACGGCUGUAUACGCUGGAGGUGUCGGCGUAGGCUGUGCUCUGAUUGCCUUUGGUCUCUGGUACUUCAUCCGCCAGCGUAGACGUGGCGCCAACGAGGCAAGCCUUGCCGCCAAGAGAGCCGAAGAAGAGCGUCUCGAGCUUGAGGGCUUCCACAAGCGCGGCGUCGACCCUGACUCGUUUGCUGGCGCGACAGGCACCGAGUACAAUGCUGGCGCAUUCAGCAAGAACGGCAUGGUCCAGGAGAACACAUACAGCAUCCCGGCAUCUCAGGAAAAGGGCGCGUGGGGUGCCGCGCCCAUGGCCGCGGGCGCCGCUGGGGUUGGUGCUGCAGCUGGCAUGCGAUCAUAUAGCGACAACCCGAAUGGCCACGGCCAGCUCAUGUCUCCCUUGCGUACCCAAAGCCCUGGAAUGCCGCCUUCGGGUCCCCUGCCUAUGGCCCCGAGCCGUAGCGCAUCGCAAGGAGGUUACUCUCGCCUCGGCUCACCUGACGGCCAACAAAGCCCUCCCCCGCCGAUGAGCCCGCCUUCGCAUGGAUACAGCGACCAUGGAUUCGGCGCGCAGCAAGGCUACAACAAUGGCGGUUAUGGAGGCGCGAAUCAGGGAUACUUCAACAACGGUGGCGCCCAGGGAGGUUUCCGGUAG
Messenger RNA from Colletotrichum abscissum, 1536 nucleotides. RefSeq names its product glycosyl hydrolase family 16. The transcript is spliced from 2 exons. Gene Ontology annotation, cellular component: fungal-type cell wall. The record is from RefSeq and is a predicted model, not a curated record. Gene Ontology annotation, molecular function: hydrolase activity, hydrolyzing O-glycosyl compounds; glycosyltransferase activity. Lineage: Eukaryota; Fungi; Ascomycota; Sordariomycetes; Glomerellales; Glomerellaceae. Gene Ontology annotation, biological process: carbohydrate metabolic process; fungal-type cell wall organization. Bases 1 to 1536 code for a protein of 511 amino acids.